This is a messenger RNA of Kockovaella imperatae, 3373 nucleotides long. Its product is annotated as cytoplasm protein. The transcript is spliced from 23 exons. Gene Ontology annotation, molecular function: metal ion binding. The coding region runs from base 28 to 3309 and encodes 1093 amino acids. The record is from RefSeq and is a predicted model, not a curated record. NCBI's taxonomy places the organism in Eukaryota, Fungi, Basidiomycota, Tremellomycetes, Tremellales, Cuniculitremaceae. Gene Ontology annotation, biological process: proteolysis.
CAACGUCUCAGGUUAGACCUCGAGCUGAUGGUUCUGAGAGCUGUUCAAAUCUUGUCAUUAAGCAAGACCUUGAUCUCAGACCGACUGGCUUCAACUCGUAUUCCGAAAAUACAGCGACGUCGCAUGAUGACUCGCCCACAGCCUGACGCUGUGGAUUAUGGGCACUUUCAACUGCUCCAGUCCUUUGAGAUAGACUACGCGCCAGUCAAAUUGUCCAAAUGGCGAAGUAGCAAGACUGGUCUAACAGUAGUUGUUGGCGAGCAUGCCACUCCGAUAACAAACGGUCAUUUCACCAUCGCCUCCGAGAUCUUCGAUGAUACCGGACGACCACAUACCUUAGAACAUCUUAUCUUCCUUGGUUCCAAGUCUUACCCUUACAAAGGUGUGCUGGAUCAUCUCGCCAACCGUGCAGGCAGUAACGGAACCAAUGCCUGGACUGCAAAUGAUCACACGGCAUACACCAUAGCGACCGCUGGAACCUCAGGCUUCCUGGACAUGCUGCCUAUUUACAUCGAUCAUAUUCUACACCCGACUUUAACCGACGCAGGCUUUGUGACAGAGGUCCAUCAUAUCAAUGGAAAGGGCGACGAUGCGGGCGUAGUCUACAGUGAGAUGCAGGCUCGAGAAAAUCAAGCAGGUGACUUGAUUGCCUUACAGACUCAGCGUACCCUUUACCCCGAGAGCUCUGCCUAUAGAAGCGAAACCGGAGGACUGAUGGCGAUGUUGCGCCGUUUGACCGCAGCUCAGAUCCGCGAGUAUCAUGCCCAGUAUUACACACCGUACAAUCUCUGUCUGCUCAUUGAUGGCUCUGUAUCUCUACCCGACCUGUUCUCGGUGUUGAACACAAAAGUCGAUCCUCUUAUUCUGGAGAAUGUUUCCCCGGAUCAGCCUCUUCCCCCUACCGAUUGGAAGCGGCCUUUUGUUGAGACGACCACCUCGAAACCACUUCUCAUUCCCGAGUCACGCACCACCGUCGUCGAAUUCAUGGAAGAAGACGAGAGCAUCGGCGAGAUCUCCUUGACCUUCCUUGGCCCUCCACCAACAGAUUAUCGGACAAAUCUUGCCAUCAAACUUCUUGGCCAGUACUUGACGGAGACGGCAACGUCACCCCUGCAGCAGAAAUUCGUGGAGAUUGAGCAGCCUUUCUGCACCGGCAUAGGCUUGUAUUCUGAGGAUCGAGUCAAUCAGAAUGAGUUGACGAUGUACCUCUCGGAUGUGCCCGCCAAAUUCUUGGACACCCUAGCAAGCGAUGUUGUUCGGGAGUUGCAAAGUAUCGCCAGGACCAAAGGGCUCGAUAUGGAGAGAAUGGCUCGGGUGAUCAUGAGAGACCAACGGAAACUGCUGAACACGAUGGAGACGAGCGUCAGUAAUGUCCUCUCUGAUGCUGUCAUUGGUGAUUUCCUGUACGGAGCCAGAGACGGAGAGGAGCUGCCAGGAGCCUUCAACGAUACGAAAGACUACCAUCAUUUGAGCCAGUGGAGCGCUGCUGAUUGGAUCAAUAUUCUGGACAAGUAUCUGCUCUCCGCCAAGAGCAUUAUCAUGAUAGGUAAACCCUCGGCGAGCCUAGCGUCAAAGAUCGACGAGGAUGAGAAGACGCGAAUAUCACAAAGAAAGGCCGAGCUGGGCGAGGAGAAAUUGCGGGAUUUGCAACGACAAUUGGAUAAGGCCAAGGCUGAAAGCGACGUGCCUCCACCCCCUGACAUGAUCCGAAAUUUCCCAAUAACGGAUCCCUCGACCCUAACUUGGGUCCCCUGCGAGACGGCCGUUAUUAAUGCAGCUGGGCAAGAGAUUUGUGGCGACCGGGGCGAUCUUCAGCGCCGACUUGACGCAGAACAUGUCGAGGUCCCUUUCCAGACGCAUUUCUCACAGGUCGAGUCGAAUUUCGUAUCAGUCUCCAUAUUAUCCGACACCAUCGACCUUCCUUCAGAGUUGCGGCCUUACAUGUCGCUCUUCUCUGCUGCGUUGUUCAACGUAGGCGUGAAACGAAUGGACGGUACCGUUCUGUCUUACGAGACAGUCGUGGAUGAACUCAGCGACUUCACGGUUGGCCAGAGCGCAGCUUUGAGCUAUCGCGGUGACUUUGCCGAGAUACUCGUCAUCUCUCUCAAAGUCGAGUCGAAUGAUUUUGCCAAAGCGGUAACAUGGAUCAGAGACGUCGUCACAGGGAGCAUAUUCGAUGCGAAGCGUCUGGCAGUGAUCGCUGCAAAACAGUUACAAGAGCUUCCAUACGAAAAGCGUAACGGUAAUGCCAUAGCGCGUGGAUGGGCCAACAGACUUGCAUUCGACAUGGACAAAUCAACCUCCGAGUCAACUGCCGUGCUUUCACUAUUCGACUUUUACCCGCUAGUUGUCAACAAGCUACAGGACUCGCCAAGCGAGGUCGUCUCAGCACUGGAGGCCUUGAGGGGGCACGUCUUGAACUCCUCCACUUUCAGAGUUUCAGUCGUUGGGGAUAUCAACAGGUUAAAUGGGCCAAAAGCCGUUCUUGCAGGAGCAUUCCGGGAUGUCAAGACGCAAAAAUUGCGUCUUCCUUCGACCUCGCGAGAGACUCUAUCAGCUCUGGGACAACAGCCCCGCAGCAAACUCGCACUCAUCCCUAUGGCAUCCAUCGAGGGCUCAUAUGCUGUCAUGUACGCAAAGGGUCCCGCGGGUUGGGAGCAUCCAGACUCUGCAGCUAUUAUACUUGCAGCUGCGACCCUGAACGCCUCCGAAUCCUAUCUCUGGAAGUAUAUCCGUGGCUCAGGACUGGCCUACGGGUGCUGGAUCCAGGUCGAUCGAGAGUCGUCUCUUGUAGAAUUUGCCGUCUACAGAAGUCCAAACGCGCGAGAAGCCUACACAACGGCCGCCAAGCUCAUACGAGGACUAGCGGACGGCACAGAAAAACUAGAUCAGGAUAUUGUGGAUGGCGCGCGAUCGACUCUGACCUAUGAUUACGCAUCGAAGGCUAGCACUGUUGGCGCUGCGGGCACAGCAGCAUUCUCCAACGAGGUUCUUAAGGGCCUCCACAAAAACGCUGAUCAAGAAAUGCUGAGCAAGCUACCAGCGAUCACCCUUGACGAGAUACGGGACGUUAUAUCACGAUAUUUCUUACCCUUGUUCGAUGCUAACACAGCCUUGGGGGCGGUAAGCGUGAACGCCGGAAAAGCGGAUGAGAUGGAAUCAGAAUUCGCCGAACUGGGUUUCUCAGUCGAAAGGCGAGAGCUGCCGGUAUUCGACGAAGACGGCAGCAUGGGAGAGUCAUCUGGCGAUGGGAGCGAAAGUGGGGACGAGAGGAGCAGUGAUGGCAUGGAGGAGAUCAUGAGCCCAUAAGGCAAUGCCACAUUCUAGCAUUGGACAUUUAGCUCUUCUCCGAUGCACGGAGCAUGUGUCGGAG